This is a messenger RNA of Thlaspi arvense, 1053 nucleotides long. The record is from the annotation of a GenBank genome assembly. NCBI's taxonomy places the organism in Eukaryota, Viridiplantae, Streptophyta, Magnoliopsida, Brassicales, Brassicaceae.
AUGGAUAAGGUGCUUUUCCCAAGACACUAUCAUAGUUUAUCCGACGCUUACAAUGAGGAUGGCUUGAAAUGCGAUGCUUGCGAUGGAUCGUAUCGUGCUGGCAAGUAUUGCGAUGGAUGCAAGUUUACCGUUCACAGGAGAUGUGUUUUUCUGUUUUAUAUAAAAGAGAAAGCACUGAAGCACCCAUCUCAUGUCGGACAUCGUCUUAAGCUUCUCACAACGGGUGCUCCUGUUCACUCCGACCCGAGAUGCCAUCUUUGCGGUAAAAACACUAAACGCAUUCCUUUUCGUUGCUCCACUUGUAAACUCAAUCUGGACAUCGAUUGCAUGCUUGAUGCCUUGUGUGGUCAAGCACAUGUGAAUAUGCCGUGGCACCCUCAUCCUCUACUCCGACUUACAUUCAGAGAUCUUCAAUGUUGCCUCGAUGAAGGAUUCAUGUAUGUUGAUGGAAACGAGCGGUUUGACGUAUUAUGCAGUUCGAUUACUGUUCCAUUUAUCCAUGGAAGUCAUCCUCAUCCCUUAUUCUACCUCAAACUCUCUGACCGUGGUGGCCCCAGGAAAUGCAAGAGUUGCGCCAUCCACGAAAGAGGAGUCGUCAAAUGCGACUUCUAUUUGGACUUUCGUUGCGCCACUCUGCCAUUAACGGUAAGGCUUCACAGGUAUGAUGAUCAUUCACUCACUCUUUGUUACGGUGAAGAGGCAAGCGGCGGCAAGUAUUGGUGUGAUAUCUGCGAAACAGAAACACAUCCAGAGACUUGGUUCUACACUUGUAAAGAUUGUGGGGUCGCUUUGCAUGUUUUGUGUGUACUUGGGGAUCUCAGGUACGCCAAACCAGGAGGGAAGAUCGAAGAAGAGGUUGAUUUGAUACCCAACGAUACAUCUUCACGACCUCUUUGCUACCGUUGUCACUGCCGUUGCAUAGGUCCUUUCAUUCUUAAGAAUUACGACAGCCUAUUCCUUUGUUCUGUCUAUUGCUUGUCACUGGUUCGAAACUGGAGAAAGUUACGUACUAAACUCAGAUGCCCUCCAUGGGCAUUAGAACCCAAUACUUGA